UUGCCGUGCACGGCGGAGCCGGAGUGGACCCUAAUCUUUCCGUGGAGCGCCAACAAGAAGCCAAGGCACUGCUCACUCGUUGCCUUGAUCUCGGCAUAUCCGCCCUCCGGUCGGGUCACCCUACCCUCGAUGUCGUUGAGCUCGUCGUGCGUGAAUUGGAAACGGACCCUCUGUUCAACUCCGGCCGUGGAUCUGCUCUAACGGAGAAUGGGACGGUGGAAAUGGAGGCGAGCAUCAUGGACGGGAACGGCAGGCGAUGUGGCGCCGUAUCGGGGCUGACAAGAGUGAAGAACCCCGUCUCUCUCGCCCGCCUCGUGGUGGAGAAGUCGCCGCACUCUUAUUUGGGCUUUUACGGUACCGAGGAAUUCGCCAAGAAACAGGGAGUGGAAAUGGCAGAGAAUGAUUACUUCGUGACCAAGGAAAAUAAGGAGAUGUUGAAGCUCGCAAAGGAAGCCAAAACCAUUGUGUUUGAUUACAGAAUUCCACUAAAAAAAUGAGCGAUGUGGCGGCGGAGAGCCCAAUACAGAUGAACGGGCUUCCGAUAAGCAUUUACGCGCAGGAAACGGUAGGAUGCGUGGUGGUGGAUGGCGAGGGGAG
This is a messenger RNA of Cuscuta europaea, 597 nucleotides long. The record is from the annotation of a GenBank genome assembly. Lineage: Eukaryota; Viridiplantae; Streptophyta; Magnoliopsida; Solanales; Convolvulaceae.